AUGUCGUACGAGAACAACAAUAGAGGGUCAUACAGAAGUUACGGAGGAGCAAAUUCUCAUGGUUACGAGAGAAGAGAUAACUAUAGAGACAGUUAUCGUGAUAACAGAGGAGGCUAUGGUGGAAGAGGAGAUCGUUUUGAGGAUCAUGAGCUAGGUGCUAGUUUGGGUAAGCAGGAAUGGGAUUUGGAUUCGUUGCCUAAGUUCGAGAAGAACUUCUAUAAGGAAGAUCCAGAGAUUGCAAAGAUGUCAGAUGAGCAAAUUGAAAAAUUCAGAAAGGACAAUGAGAUGAAGAUCUUUGGUAACGAUGUCCCACGUCCAAUCGAGACUUUCGACCAGGCCGGAUUCCCUGACUACGUUUUGAGCGAAGUUAAGGAGAUGGGUUUCGAAAAACCUACCGGUAUUCAAUGCCAAGGUUGGCCUAUGGCACUUUCUGGUCGUGAUAUGGUUGGUAUUGCAUCCACUGGUUCCGGUAAAACUUUGGCUUACACUUUGCCCGCCAUUGUUCAUAUUAACGCCCAGCCUUUGCUUCAGCAAGGCGAUGGUCCAAUUGUUUUGAUUUUGGCACCUACAAGAGAGUUGGCAGUGCAAAUUCAGCAGGAGUGCGGAAAAUUCGGCCACACCUCAAGAAUUAGAAACACCUGUGUUUACGGUGGUGUUCCAAGGGGUCCACAAAUCAGGGCUCUUUCCAGAGGUGUUGAAAUCUGCAUUGCCACCCCAGGAAGAUUGCUGGAUAUGCUCGAAGGAAGAAAGACUAACCUCAGGAGAGUUACAUACUUGGUUCUAGAUGAAGCCGACAGGAUGUUGGAUAUGGGUUUCGAGCCUCAAAUCAGAAAGAUUGUUGAUCAGAUCAGACCUGACAGACAAACAUUGAUGUGGUCUGCAACUUGGCCUAAAUCAGUUCAGUCUUUGGCUAGGGACUAUCUUAAAGAUUACAUUCAGGUCAACAUCGGUUCGCUUGAGCUUUCCGCUUCCCACACUAUCAAGCAGAUUAUUGAGGUCUGCUCUGAUUUCGAGAAGAGGGAGAAGUGUUGCAACUACCUGAAGCAGGAGAUGGCUGAUGAGAAAUCAAAGGUGAUCGUUUUUGCUUCAACUAAGAGAACGUGCGAUGAAUUGACCACAUAUCUUCGUGAAGAGGGAUGGCCUGCACUUUCUAUUCAUGGUGAUAAGGAGCAAAGAGAGAGAGACUGGGUCUUGAACGAGUUCCGUACGGGAAAAUCGCCUAUUAUGGUUGCUACUGAUGUUGCAGCCAGAGGUAUUGAUGUGAAGGACGUUACCGCAGUUAUCAACUACGAUAUGCCUGGAAAUGUUGAGGAUUAUGUCCAUCGUAUCGGAAGGACGGGAAGAGCCGGCGCUAAAGGAACUGCAGUGACAUUUUUCACAAGAGACAACUCUCAUCAAGCACAUGACUUGAUCGUUGUUCUUCGUGAAGCAAAGCAGGAAGUUCCAGAAGAAUUGCAAGCUAUGGAUCACAGAGGUGGCCGUGGUGGAAAUAGAGGUGGAAGAUGGGGAGGAAGAGGAAGAUAUGGAGGCAGACGUGGUGGACGUGGAGGUUUCCGUAGAAAUAACUACAGAAGUGGUGCUAACAAUGCUCCUCUGGGUGCCAGAAGGUACUGA
Molecule: messenger RNA, 1614 nt
Organism: Brettanomyces bruxellensis
Lineage: Eukaryota; Fungi; Ascomycota; Pichiomycetes; Pichiales; Pichiaceae
Gene: DBP2
Product: ATP-dependent RNA helicase dbp2
Exons: 2
Coding region: 1-1614 (537 amino acids)
Biological process (GO): rRNA processing
Cellular component (GO): ribonucleoprotein complex; cytoplasm; nucleus
Molecular function (GO): RNA binding; ATP binding; RNA helicase activity
Source: RefSeq, a predicted model, not a curated record